CGGACCCUGCGCCCAAUAGGAAAGAGUUACGUCCUUCGACGCGGUUUCCUCACCCUGGCAACAGGCGAGUGACUGGUUCCGGUGCUGCGAGGGCUCUGCUGUUGCGGGGUGAUUCCUCUUCUGAGUUUAUUUGUUGUUGGAAAUAUGCAAUUUUUUCAGUAGAAGAUGAUAAUUGUGGAGAAUGAUCAUGGAGAAGGGGAUGAGUUCAGCAGAAGGUCUGCCUUCCAAAUCACCUCAGGUUAUGGCUGUUAAGGUAACAGCUAAAGAGCAUGAAACAAAACUACCCCAUAAAGAGAAGCGUGUAGGAUUUGUCUUGGUGCAUGCAGGUGCAGGUUAUCACUCUGAAUCCAAAGCUAAAGAAUAUAAACAUGUGUGCAAAAGAGCCUGUCAAAAGGCCAUUGAACAACUACAGGCUGGUGCUCUUGCAACAGAUGCAGUGACUGCAGCUCUAGUUGAACUAGAGGAUUCCCCUUUUACAAAUGCAGGAAUGGGUUCCAAUUUAAACCUUUUGGGUGAGAUAGAAUGUGAUGCCAGCAUUAUGGAUGGAAAGUCCUUAAAUUUUGGAGCGGUUGGAGCACUGAGUGGAAUCAAGAAUCCAGUUUCAGUUGCAAAUAGAUUGUUGUGUGAAGGGCAGAAGGGAAAACUCUCUGCUGGCAGAAUUCCUCCCUGCUUUUUAGUUGGAGAAGGAGCCUAUAGAUGGGCAGUGGAUCAUGGAAUACCCUCUUGUUCUCCAAGUGUUAUGACUACAAGAUUCAGUCUAGCAGCCUUUAAAAGAAACAAGAGGAAGUUAGAGCUGGCAGAAAGGGUGGAAACAGAUCUCAUUCAACUAAAGAAAAGAAGACAAUCAAGUGAAAAGGAAAAUGACUCAGGAACUUUGGAUACAGUUGGUGCAGUAGUUGUUGAUCAAGAAGGAAAUGUUGCUGCUGCUGUCUCCAGUGGAGGUCUAGCUUUGAAACAUCCUGGGAGAGUUGGUCAGGCUGCUCUUUAUGGAUGUGGUUGUUGGGCUGAAAAUACUGGAGUUCAAAAUCCUUACUCCACAGCUGUGAGUACCUCAGGCUGUGGAGAGCACCUUGUACGUACCAUACUGGCCAGAGAAUGUUCACAUGCUUUGCAAGCUGAAGAUGCCCACCAAGCUUUGCUAGAAACUAUGCAAAACAAGUUCAUCAGUUCACCUUUCCUAGCCAGCGAAGAGGGUGUACUAGGAGGUGUGAUAGUUCUUCGAUCUUGUAGAUGUUCUGCAGAACCUGACUCCUCACAAGAUAAACAGACCCUUCUAGUGGAGUUUCUAUGGAGUCAUACAACUGAGAGCAUGUGUGUUGGAUAUAUGUCAGCCCAGGAUGGCAAAGCCAAGACUCAUAUUUCAAGACUUCCUCCUGGUGCUGUGGCAGGACAGUCAGUGGCAAUUGAAGGAGGAGUUUGCCGACUAGAGAGCUCAGUGAAUUGAACCCCUCUGGCUCAGCAUGAAGUGUUUAAAUAGCACUUGGGAGCCUGAGCUGGUUUUUAACAGAUAUUGGGUAUUUUAUUCUCAUUUUAUCAUUCUUAUUGCAACCACGUGCACCAUAACUUGAGACACAAGUGCUGCUGUAGUCUCUUCUCUUAGUGAUGUGUGAGUGUGUGAUAGUGCAAGGGUGUGACUAUGUGAGCAAAUGUGUGUGUGUUUUCCCCUAAUGGAAUAGAAUCUCGUUUUCCUCAUUGUGCAAAUAAAAACCAGGUAUGAUUAAAUUAACAUCAUAAAACUUAUACAAUGUUUACAAAAAUGAGCUAAAUUUGCAGGAAAAACAUUUUGAUUUAUUAAAACUGUAGCAACUGUCUUUCCUGUUAAGUUUGAGAUGAACAGACUUCAUAGCUAGUUGUUUAUAUAAUUGAACAGUGGUUGUGCUACAUUUAUUAUAAUAAUUAAUGAUAAAGGUUCUUUAUUUUUUAAUGGUUUAAGUGAAUCCAUUGGUGACUUAAACCCUUAUUCUCAUCCCUAAUACAGGGCAUUUUUCUUUAACAAAAGAAUGGUUUCAGUGAAACAAUCUAGCCAAGAAUUAAGGCCAGACCUUUUUAAAACUAGUCUUAUGAUAAAGGUUGUACCUCUUUCCUCAAGCUUUUAUAAGCUUAAAUGUUGCAUAGCUUCAAGCUCUAUGUACUAUAUUAUGAAUUUACCUAAAGAUAGAGUACAGUAAUGCACAGUCUUUAGUUUGUGUAUAAUGGAAUAUUAUUUGCAAUGUUACACUGUAAAUAUGACAACAAAGUUUAUGGAGAGAUUCAAUAUUAUCUUUGUUUCUUGUUUAAAUAUAUUUUUAAGACAAAGGUGCAAAAAUAAA
Molecule: messenger RNA, 2309 nt
Organism: Dromiciops gliroides (monito del monte)
Lineage: Eukaryota; Metazoa; Chordata; Mammalia; Microbiotheria; Microbiotheriidae
Gene: TASP1
Product: taspase 1
Exons: 14
Coding region: 182-1444 (420 amino acids)
Biological process (GO): protein maturation
Molecular function (GO): threonine-type endopeptidase activity
Source: RefSeq, a predicted model, not a curated record